Equus quagga is the source of this 1123-nucleotide messenger RNA. RefSeq lists its product as uncharacterized. The record is from RefSeq and is a predicted model, not a curated record. Bases 210 to 1001 code for a protein of 263 amino acids. The transcript has 2 exons. Lineage: Eukaryota; Metazoa; Chordata; Mammalia; Perissodactyla; Equidae.
CACACCGUAAGUGCGGACGGAGACGCCGGGACGGGUCCCCGCGGCGGGCGGGUCAGUGCAGGUGGGAGCGUGGGACGGCGGCUGGGGCGGACGGCGAGAGGCCUGGAGCGCCCGGCUCGGGUUUUAACCGCAGGCGGAGCCGUGCGAGGAUCCUACACGGGGCAGGUGUUAGAAGGAUCCUCCUGGAGCUGGUGGCCUGGUGAGGUGGCAUGUCGGAGACACCCAGGCAGCUUGGGAGGCCACCCUCCCAGAGACGCAGCAGUCCCUCCCGCCCUGCCCAGAGGCCGGCCGCCGGCGGUCUGCAGCGCGCACCGCCUGCUCACGGCCACGCGCGGCGUGCCUGCAAGUUCCCAGCGCGGCCAGAGGACGUGCUCUGGGCGCCCCGAGUGCGGCUCCGCGGGCAGCGGCAGCGCCACAGCGGGUGGCUCUCAAUACUCCAGCCCUUCGGGUGCGUCGCCUGCGGCCGCGCCUUCAAGGGCUCGCGCCACCUGGCGCACUCGGGCGCACGGCUCCCGCACGCCUGCCCGCUCUGCCCGCGCCAGCUUGCAGACCCGGCCUGCGCUUCCCUGCCUCUCUGGGUCCACGCCCUGCACUGGGGCGCUGCCGCCGGGCCUCGGUUUCCCCCUCUGCGCCGCGGGAGCGUUCGUCUCUCCGCGCUCUGUUCCGGGUGUCAUCAAGACAGGGCCGCGGCUGCUCCUUGGGCCUCGACUUCCCCAUCUGCGCGGUGGGAAAUGCCACCCUUCUCCAUCUCCGUAUCUGGCAACGUCUGGCCUUCUCUCAGCCUCAGUUUGCCCAUUUGCUGGGCAGGAGAUCAUGGCUGUACCACAUCAGAGCCAAUGGCUGGUCACUGGACUUCGGUUUCUCCCUUUGCCCCGCCUACAGAACGGUCCCUCCCCAGCUCUCUGCCUUGCCGGGCAGGGGGAUGCCAGCGGGACGGCCCGGUGGGAACAGGACCAACUCGGCUGCGCCCUUUCCCUGUGCGACUUCGGGCAAAGACUUAGCCUCGCCUAGCCUCAGUUUAUUAUCAAUCGACCCGUCACAGCGACCGAUCUGUCCUGUCGGGGGUGCGAGGAGAGCAGGCGACAGCGACGGCCUGCCUCAGUGGUUCCCACGCUCUCGCCCC